AUGCUUGAAGGCCUGGCAACAUGGGUUUUAAAAUAUUAUUUAGGCAAAUAUGUAGAAAAUUUAAACACAGAUCAACUAAGCAUAGGGUUAUUAGAAGGUCAGGUAGAAUUAGAAAACCUUCCGUUAAAAAAAGAAGCAUUACGUCAAGCUGGCCUACCUAUACAAAUAAACGCUGGAUUUAUAGGAAAAGUUAAACUUCAAAUACCCAUUCGUAAUAUAAGAACUGCGCCAUGGGUGAUUCUUAUAGAAAAACUUUAUUUGGUGGCUGGUCCCAUUAAUUUAGAUGAGUGGGACGAAGAAGCUGAAAUACAAGCUUUACACGAACAAAAAAUGAAUGCAUUGGAUGCAUUAGAAGCCCAAUGGAGAGCAACUAUUGAAAAUCAGGAUCAAAGUUAUUAUGCAUCAAGUUAUUCUUCUUGGUUGAACUUUGGUACAUCCAUAAUUACCAACAUUGUAGAAAACCUACAGCUAAAUAUUACUGACGUUCACUUACGAUAUGAAGACAAUAUGUGUAUUCCUGAUCAGUGUUUUACUUUUGGUCUUGCCAUUGACAGCUUGGUCGCUCAAAGUUGCAAUGAAAAUUGGGACCCAGGUUUUGAUUCUGGUCCCAUAGGUUACAAAAUUGUUGAACUUUGUAGGUUUUCAAUUUACUGGGAUGAUAGCACACUUUCGGAUUUGAUUGCAAAAAAAGAUGAUUCAGAUUUUAUGGAAUUUAUGGGUAAAGUGGCUUAUAGAGGCAAACAUUUCGUAUUGAACCAUGUUUCUGGUAUUGCACGCAUAAAGAGGAACAGGAGUUCAGAACCUUUAAGAUCAAAAUCAACACCAAGAAUAGUUUGUGAUGUUUUGUUCAACGAAUUUCCUAUCAGAAUCAGUGAUAGGCAAUAUUCUCAAAUGAUACAUUGGUUGAGAGGAGUGGCAAUAAUUAGCACUCGAAUAAAAAAUCACAAAUUCCGUCCUCAAGUUUCGGUUUUCGAAGACCCCAGGGCAUGGUGGAAAUAUGCUUACUUAGCUGUUUUACACCAAAUCAGGCCUCAUAGAUAUUCUUUGGAUAUAUUAUUAAAAAGGAUAAAAGAUAAUGUUAGUUAUGUAAAAAUUUUCAGUAAAGUUUUAUGUUCUUCCAAUCGUUCAAAAUCUCUAACGGAAGAAGAAAGGGAAACAAUGGUUCGAAUUGAAUACGAGUUCACUUUUGACGAACUUAAAAUUUUACGAGAAAUUGCAAUGUUUCGUGCUAGUCCUCCCCCUCCUCCUCCUUCCUCUAAUUCAAAAAUAGUUGAUUCGGGGAAAAAGAAUUUUCUUUCAACGUGGUUUCCACAGUGGUGGUAUUCGACGUCUCUAACGGAUUCUCAAACCCCUGAAAUAAACACAAGGCUGACCAGUUUGGAUGAAGAUAUCAUUGAUGUUUUCGCGGGUUCUAGCGACACGACUUUCCUUAAAAGAGACGUCGUUUUCGGCCAUUUUAAUUUUUCACUGAAACAAGGAACUAUUAAUUUGUGCACUGCUAUUUUCGAACAUAAAAAAAUUCAUUUCAGAUCAAUUAUGGAACUCCAAUUUGAAAAAGUUCUCGUUGGAUUCGAAUAUCGACCCAGAACGAAUUCAUACAAAACAACAUUGUCUUUAGGAAGCAUUUAUCUCAAAGAUAGAUUGACCAAAGAAACAGUUUUUCCGAUUUCCCUGCGAUUGCUUAGCCAUGCUAUAUCGAGUCCCAGCGGUGGUACAAAAUCCGCGGAUGAAACACUUUUUCAAUUAUCUUAUGAAAUUAAACCCCUUAACAGUAAUGCUGACUAUAGAAUACUAAUGAAAACUCAAUCUCUCGACAUCGUUUACAAUCCGGAAGCGAUAAAUUGGUUAACUGAUUUUUUUACAAAACCUCUUCAUCAAACGACGAAUACAAAUUUAAGAGCAGCAGCCAGAAAGAAAUAUCAGGCGAUCAAGGCGGCCACUAAAAACGAAUUGAUUAAAAAUUGGGAAAAAAUAUUGGCCGGUGAUUUAAGUAAUAGAAAAACUUGGGAAAUAGAUUUGGACAUAUCCGCACCUCAAAUAAUAUUCGUGGAACAUUUUUGUGAUAAGAACGCUGUGAUUGUCGUUGUUGAUUUUGGUCACCUGCAUUUUAGCAAUUGUAAUAACGUUAAUCAAAAACAAUUAAUUAAGAAAGAAAGCGACGACGAAGAAGCGUACGAAACACCCUGUUCGACGCCACCCGGUAGCGGGACAAGUCCUACCUUUUUCGAACCUCAGAGCAUGAAAAGAUCAUCCCUAAAUGAAUUAAUAUUGCAUAAUAAACUCUACGACCGUUACGAAUUGGAGUUGAGCGAUAUGCAAGUUUUGGUUGGAAAAGUGAGAGAUAAUUGGAAGUAUGCUCAUUUGAAAGGAACAUCGACUCUACACGUUUUGGAUAGGUUUAAUAUAUCACUACAGGUGGAGCGAAGAAUAGUUCAUACGACGGAUCCUCAAUUUCCCAGCUUAACAUUUUUUGGUAACUUGCCUCGUCUCGUCGUGCACGUCAACGAGCAAAAAAUUUCCGCUCUAAGAGCGAUUUUGUCAAUGAUGACCGAUCAAGGACUUCCUUCUCCUCUGCGAUCAUCCGAACCUUUUGUCGAUAACGAAUCGGAGGGGAAAAAUGAAACUUGUCAGGAUGAAAAUAUUUUUGAAGAUCGCAUGAAUGAAAUAUCGAAGUUGAUUAUAAUGCAAUUCACGGUUCAGCAUUUAGCUCUCGAGGUACAAUCGAGGAAUAGAAGCAUAGCGGAAUUGCAAGUGAGCGGAGUUAGAGCUGCUUCGACCAUACGACCAUUCGAUACUUCAGUAACUCUCAGCGUGCACUCGCUGCUUUUGGUAGAUGCUUUGCAAACUUUUGGACGCGAUUUCGAAUUAUUAGUGGCAUCUCAUAAACAUGUCGUCAUUGAUAGUCUGAGUGGGAGUAUAAGAGAUAGUGAACCGACUUCUCCCAUUCCUCCGGGAUCGCCCGAACCCAUAGAAAACCUCAUAUCUCCGAACGCUUUCACCCAAGCCGUCAAUCACUUACAACAUAAAGCAUCUCCUCCACAAUUCAAUACGGGAGUAACAUCUCCUAUGUACAUGCCCUCUAACAUGGUGUCUUCACCCGUUCUCCACGCCGUUUCCCCCGUCAUACCCGAUACGGAAGCUUUAAUUAGCGUAGAAUUAACUUUUGUCAGCGGUUCUUGUCCCGGUCACGGUGGUCAACCACUUCAAAUAGCAGCCAUUCAAUUCAACAACCUCGAUAUAAUCGCAAAUCAGGAAACCAUUGUAGAAUUAAUGGGUUUCGUGAGGAGAGUGUUUCCGGCAUCGAAGACGGUGCCGAUACGUCCUUCGCCCGUGGAAAAAGAAAUUGAAAAGUCUAAAACUGAAUCGUUAUCACAUCAGAGUUUGGGCGAUGAAAAUUUUUACAGCGAACAAAUUCCGGCAAAGACAGAAGUGACUUUCGACUUUCACAGAUUGAAUGUUUUACUCCUGAGAGCCGUGGCCAAAGAUGGUUGUUUGGUGGGAAGGAAAAUUUGUACGGCUACUAUGAUGCAAGCAAAAAUAAAAGCCACAGUUGGAGAUGAAUUAACCGUGGAAGGAUCGCUUGGAGGAAUACAAAUCGUUGAUUUAACACCCGAAGGAAUGAAGCAUCAAAGAAUACUCAGCGUGGGUGCAGAUCCAUUGGGAAACGAUACAAUGGCGGAUUUGUCAGCCGGAUUGUAUUCUCUGUCUAAUUUCAACAGCGAUAAAACCGCGUUUGGUUUCAGUGUCAAAAGAUCUCUUCAAUCCGAUACUCAAAACGGUGUUGAUGUAAAAGUAAGGUUGGCAUCCGUGUGGUACACUCAUUCAUCGCUCCUCGUUAAAGAACUUCAAUCUUGCGCUACGGAUUUCAAACAAUAUUUAUCAAAUCUUGCUAGAUCCAUUAAAUCGGCAGCUACUGAAAUGGCGAUCGGUUUAGUUCACGCACGAGCUGAAGCUUUGGCUCAAAGUUUGUCAAUGUCCGGACGAUUGUCUGCUUCACUUUACGGCGGAUCAAAUUUCGACAUAAGCUCUCCGAAGAAAAGAAGAAGGAGUUUUACGCAAUCGGCGGAAACUCUCGGUAACACUCCUUACACGCCGUAUUCACCCGUGGAUGAUGACGUGUUGGACAGUAUAGAAAUUCGUUUGGAUGUCGUUUUGGAUACUCCGGUCAUAAUUUUACCCAUGUCUCCGACAAGUGAUCAAGUCUUUGUAGCUCAUCUGGGAAAAAUAACGGCAAGAAAUACUCACGUGGAAAAACCGGAUUGUUGGAGUUCGAAAAUAGAAAAAUACAAUAUCGAAAUUCGGGACAUGAAUUUAUAUUCUGUAACGAUGGCGAGCAACUUGACAAAUGUCACGUUAAAUAUGACGGGUGAUACGAUUUUGCCAAGGCCUGAAAAAAUGUACGCUUCCUGCGAUGGCAAACCAAUACUUCACAAUACAGUAAUAGAAAUAGUAACCGAAAGACAAAUAACGUCUUCUAUGAACAGAUCAUGGGAUUUCGAUUUAGAACCCGAUUGGGAAUCGAAUCAAGUACAGAUAAACGGUUGCGUCGUGGGUCCGUUAAAAGUUUCUCUCACGCGUGAACAAUACAAUCAAUUACUCGAAACGAUAAAUAAUUUAUUUAUAAAAAUUUCGGAUUCGACGGAACCGGAAGUCGCCCCACACGCUACGAAAUUAGGGGAUAUACAAGAAGAAGAUAAUGUCGAUUCCAUGUUUGGCGUUUCCACUCUUAGUUUGGAUCCGGCGUUGAGAGCGAAAAUGCUCAAUUCGACAUCGGUCGGACAUUCGUUCAAACCAUCCAUAACUAAUUCUUCUUCUUCUUCUUCCUUAGCCUUGAGAGUUACUUUCGAAUUACCAGAGUUUACGAUAGAACUUUUGGGAGAACUCGGAUGCUUGGUGGAAAAUAGUUUGGUUUCCAUUUCUUUCAGAGAUUUCAUAUUGACUUUCGAUCAAACGAAUUCUUUAAUUAAUCAUUUACAAAUGCGUUUAAAAUCUUUAGUCAUGGAAGAUUUACUAGUCGACGAAAAUUCCAAAAAUAGAUUUUUGGUCGUGUCAUCGGCUGCACCGGAAAUUCGAACUUCUCACACUCCAUUUUCUCAAUCCUGUCCCAAUUUGGCUAAUUUUCAAAACAUCGUCAUUUCUCAUAAUUCACUUCCGGAUAAACUUUACGAGCCCAUGGUGAUUUAUGAAUCUUCAUCUUCGGGUCGCAGACCUAUAUCCAUACCCAAAGUGUUGGAUAGACGUUCGAAAGAAAGUGAAUAUCCGUGCACUCCGCCACCGAGUCCGAGAAGUAGAAAAUCACCCGCGGACGAUAUGUCGAGUAAAGAAAAUUUAGUUUUUAUUAACGUGACCAUGGUGGACAAGAGUGCGGCCAAUUAUGCGACGCAGUAUGAAAGUAUGAAUCGAAUCGUGACAGUGGAUUUUAAUUGUUUGGACGUGAUCGCGAACAUCGAAUCCUGGGUCGUCGUAUUUGAUUUUUUCGGAAUCGAUAAAACUCCCUCGAAGGAAAAACUACAAACGUACGAAUCCGAACAGAAAAAUUUGACGAACGAUGAAGAUUCUUCGAAGUCGACAAACGUUAAUUCUAAACUCGAUUUGGAAGUGAGAUCUUUAACUUUGGUACUCAUUCGACCCGAGUACGAAGUAGCCAAAGCUAACAUAAGUCAUUUGUCGAUAAAAACGAGGAAUUCGGGACCGCGAUUCAUUUGGGAAGGACGUCUCGGGUCAAUGUCACUCGCGGAUUUGACACCUCACGGAAAAUUAUACCGGGAAAGAUUUUUAACAUCCGGAAAUCAAGCGUUACACGUUCACUAUGUAAGCUAUGGUAAUGAAGAAGAGUCUCGUGUCAAACGUCAAUGCGAUUCCGAAUUAAGAAUAGAAAUGAGUUCGAUAUUUUACGUUCACACGGGUCGUUUCCUCGGAGAAAUAUACGCUUAUUUCGAUAGAUUUUCACAAUUUCAAGCAUUAAUGGCCGCCAUGCGUUCAUCGGAUAGCGAAAAAGAAAAACUGAAACCUUCGUCUAGAAUGUUGCUCGAAAUCAAUGCGGGUUCGCCGGUUUUAUUACUUCCCGUGUCUUCGACGAGUCCGGAAGUUUUAGUGGUCGAUUUGGGAAAAUUGACGGUUCGAAAUAGAUUUCGAAAAGCAGGAUGCGAAGAAACGCUUCCCUUUAAUGCACCCGAAGGAACGACGACGGUAUCUUGUCUUUUGGAUGUGAUGUCAUUAGAUUUGGAAAACAUGGAUUUGUAUGCUGGAAUAAGACAUGGAAUAAGUUCGUCCGAACAAUUGGAAAAUAAGACGUUGGAAUUUGGAAGUAUAAGAAUCACCAAAGAGGGACCUUCUUUGCUCCCCGACAAAUGUCAUUUAAAACUUCAAAUCGAUCGAAAUUUGGAUACUCAUCUUUCGAGAGAAGUACCGGAUUUGAGCAUCAAAGGAACGCUGGCGAAAUUGGAAGCAUCAUUGGAUUUAUCUCAGUAUAAAUUAAUUCGCGGUCUCCUCACUUAUAACAUCGGUGAAAAUCUUCAGGAUUUAUCGUACACAUAUCAAGCCAACGAAUUUUUCGGAAACAUGUUAAAUCAAGGAAAUCAUAACGAACCGGUUUGGUUGGUUAAUAGUCUUCACCUGGAUUUGGUCAACGUGGUUGUUCAUUUAAAGCAAAAGCAUAGGGAAGGAGUGCCUUUAGCUUGCGUCAAUUUUAUACGGUCCAGACUUGUUGUUGAAACGUUCAGUGAUCGAUCCCAAGACAUCGAUUUGGUUUCGGCUGAAAUUUUAAUCACCGAUACCAGAUUCGCAGACGAGCCAAUCAAUAAAAGAUGUAAUGUGUUUACCAACAUUUUACAACCCCUGACAGAAAAAAUAGACUUAGAUGAAGGGACGGUUCAAGCGGAAGUGCAUCAUAGACGCAGAAAAAAUUAUUCGAAAGCGACAGUUUUGCUUCAUAAUAUGCGUUUGAUGGCAGUUUUGGACUGGUGGGAAAUCAUUCGAGAUUUUAUCAUGGACAAUGCAUCCGCUCCCAUCGAACAAUUUGUGACAAAAUGUCCUCCGGUCAUCGACUGCGAUACCAUUCCGUUCGAAUUUAAAUUGAACAUUACAGAUUCUGAAAUAAUUUUAGUUGAGGAUACGUCCGUUUUGGAUUCAAAUGCUAUAAUACUUAAGAGUACGACAGUCAUUUCUUAUCGUCCUAAUUUAUUGGAAAAACCCCUGUCUUGCAAUUUGAAUCGGUGUGAAGUUUUUUCCUGCAUAUUAGGAAUGGAAGAUGAAACAGCUCUCUCGAUCAUCGAUCCCGGGAUAUACGACGCCGUUUAUACAAGCGCCGAUAGAACGUUGGAAGUUCAAAUGCAACAUUUAUGCGUCCGAUUAUCAUAUCACGAUUUCAGAAUGCUUUCACAAAUGUUGAAUAGCGUACCGAAGCAAACUUAUAAAGCGAGAACUCAAGCAGCGACCGAACAGGGAAGCUAUCCGGUGAACAUAAGAAGCCAUAUUUCAAAAUUACACGCAUUGGGAUUUUCCAUUGACGACUGUACGAAAGCAUUGCAAAUGAGUUGCGGACAAUUAGACGAAGCGGCUCUUUGGCUCACUCAAAAUGCGGCUCACAUUUCAAACGAAAAAGAAUUUGCUUCCGAUUCUCGUUCGGCUGUUUCAUUUAAAACCGUCGAGGUGAAACUUUCGUGUUUAAGUAUAUGCGUUAUAGACGACUGUAGAGAUGCUGAUGUUCCAUUACUCGAGCUUUCUAUGUCUCAACUAUCGUUGAAACAGGAAAUAGACGGUCCCGGAAGUGCGAAAUUUUUAUUCACAAGUGACUACUACAAUAGGGUUUUAUCAGGAUGGGAACCAUUUAUAGAACCGUGGAGAUGUUCGGCUAGGUGGGAACAUUUGCUGACGUCUGGACUUUUGAGAAACAGGCUUCAAAUACAAAUACAUUCAGAAGAAUUACUCAGUGUAAAUAUCACAAGUACUUUAUUAGAGUUAUUUAGUAUGGUUAAAGAUAAUUGGACGGAAGAUUACUGCAAUCCUUGUCGAAACGACAAUCCCACAAAACCGAUUUCCGGGAUCGUGGCUCUUCGUCGUAGAUCACCAUUUGUGCCUUUUGCUUUAAAAAAUGAUACGGGUUCUGUUUUGUGGUUCACCGUCUUGGUCAAAACGAGCGAAAAUUUAUCCGAUGCGGUCGUUUUGGAACAAGAUAAUACCUGGAUAAAAGUUUUCCCCAACGAAACGGUACCUUUCACUUUUGGCGGUAGGGGUAAGGUGAGACAUCGCGACACGCAUACCGUACGAGUUCAUCAAUUGGCUGUUCGCGUGGACAUGUGGAAACCCGCCGCUCCGGUAUCGGUUGAUAAAGUCGGAGUGUACUUUCGACAAGCUGCUCCGAUGCCCUCCGAUAAGGUGAAUUUGCCCGCGAUGAGAUUAAUUUUUGCAAUCACGUUAGAAGGUUCGGCGAGAAAGUUAGUCACCGUUCGAUCUGGCAUAGUCAUCAAAAAUUGUUUGAGCGAGAGUGUUGAAGUCAAGUUGGAAAACACGAUCAUAAGUCCAGAUAUUUGGGAAUCGAUUAAAUGCGUUCAAAUAGUAUCGGGAGGUUCGAUAUCGGUACCCGUCAGUCAUUCUUUUGCACAAAUAUGGGUUCGACCCUUGAGCAGUCAUAAUUUAAACAGGUAUCACGGUUUCAGCAACGCGCCCUUGAAUUGGACGAAAGUGAAAACUCCAAAUGAAAUAGUUCACGAAGCGCAUCAAUGUCCGAGUAGUCGUGACAGAUCUUACCGAUUCGUCGCAUCGAUUCAACGAGAAAAUUUUCCUGGUUACCUUGUCAGCCCCUGGCCGCAGCCUGGUCACAGAAUUGUUUUGUUAAGUCCUCUCACAAUCACGAAUUUGCUUCCGUGCGAUUUGCAUUACAGCAUAAAAGAAGCGAAUGUUCGGGGGCACAUCAAACCCGGUGUCUCAGCCGCCAUUCACGAGGUGGAUUGCGAUCAUAAAUUCGAAAUUCAUUUUCACAUUGAAAAUUUUCCUAAAUACGGAGUUCUCCUCGUACCCUCUCCCGUCACGUCCGUUACUUGCCGCCUAAAACUCCACGACGAAUCCGGUCGACGAUUGGAUUUAAAUGCCGGAAUACACGUGAAUAAAAAUGCAGAGAUGAGUAUCAACAUUUGGGCACCGUAUUGGAUAAUAAACAAAACGUCGAUGCCUCUCGUGUUCAAACAAGAGGGUACGUCCAACGAAACGGCCGGACAAUUCACAGAAAACGAAAUAGCACGAGUGGUUACUCCUCUCUUGUUUUCUCUCUCGGAUCCGGAUGCCAGUCCAACGAUACAAGCUCGAGUGGGAGCACUUUGUCACCCGGAUCGAAACCCUCAGUGGUGUCAACACUUUCAUUUGCAAGUGGGAGCACAAGUGCGACAAUUGAGAGUUUCACAAAGGGAUCAUCGUCCGGAUAUCGUGUAUGCGAUCGGUAUCAAUAUACGUCCGGGAAAAGGUCGUCAUAGAAAUACGAAUAUAGUGACUCUAUCCCCGCGAUUUCAACUCCAUAAUAAAAGUUCAUACAAAUUGCAAUUCGCUCAAAAGUGUUUGGCUACCACGUUGAACGAUCCCGGAGCUGCUGCAACGUAUGCGACCGCCGUCAAAGAUUGUUCUUUGGCAUGGCAUUGGCCACGUUUAGACAAGGAAUUACUUUUGUGCAUCAGGCUACUCGAAGUGAAAAACUGUCUCUGGUCGGGAGGGUUCGGCAUAGACAAUGAAGAUUCGUUGCAUGUUAAUGUGAGGGAUAAAAAUAGUAAAAUGCAUUUCCUCCGAGUCGAAGUUGUUUUGCAAGCGGCGACAUAUUUUGUCGUUUUCACGGAUGCGGAUUCCAUGCCUCCUCCAAUCAGAAUAAAUAAUUUUUCUCAAGUUCCAAUUCAAUUUUUCCAGACGGGUACAAGCGUGGAAAGUCUUCAGUCGAUUGUUCGCCCGCAAGCAUCCGUUGAUUAUGCAUGGGACGAACCUCUCGGUCCGUCGAAUUUGACUUUAAUUGCUCCCGGGGGUGCUUCUGCUACCUACGACAUAAAUUCCACGGUUGACGAUUCGUCGAUAAGUUUAACAUACGAAAAUUUCAUAUACAUAGCGUUCACGGCAACAUUUAACAGGGCCAACAACGAUUGUUCGGAUUCUUCUCAACAGCUCGUUUUGGAUUGCGUGGAUGAAUACAGGGUGAUAUUGAGUAGGAAGCAACACGGUGCGAGGUCUCAAUUGUGGAGAAUGACGAGCGAAGGUCAACUUCAGCACGAAGGUUCAAGUCCUCCUCGGGAUCCGAGAUCAAAAGCAUCCGACUACAGCGACAAAACAUUAGUUUUGGACAUCGAAGGCACGGCACCGCAACCCAUGCAGUGCAUAGCACUCGUGUUGAGACGACGCGACAAGAGAAGGAUAUCCACGCAAAAAUGGCGAUUCACGGAAGACGGAAGACUUUGUUGCGCACAUAAAAACAUGUGCGUUCAAGCAAAAGAUGGAUUCUUCGGCCUGCGACAAGGGAAUGAAGUCGUUUUGGGACCGAGUUCUGAAAUAACAUCAAACACGUACAGCAAUAACGUACCCAUAGAACAAGCCAUAAGCAGAAUGAAAAUGAGACCAGGUUCGGGGUGUUUAUCCGUGUUCAUAUCAAGCGACGGACCGACGAGAGUCCUCAAAGUCAUCGAUCCCAUCGAUGCGAAGAUUAAUUCUAUGGUUGAAAAACAAUGGAAUUCCCUAACUUCUCCCGGCGUCAUGUUUUCCGACGUCAAUACUUGUCGAGAUUGUAACGAAUUGCAAUUGACGAUAGAUUUGAAAGCCGGAUUCGGUAUAAGCAUCGUGUCGAGGAAACCGCAAGAAGAAUUGCUUUUCCUUCACUUGAAAGGUAUCCUGCUCGAUACGGUCAAAACUCCCAGUCACGUGACGUUCGAUUGCACAAUACAAGACGUUCAAUGUGAUAAUCAACUUUUCGAACCUCAGUGCCCUGUCGUUUUGUACGUGACGAGAGGGUUGAGAGAAGACGAACCUAAGAAACAUUUGCCGGCAGUUCAAAUUUCCUCACACAUGCAAACCUCGACGAAAUCGAACGCGUAUAUAUUUGAACAUUUAAUAAUAACGGUUAAAAAUUUAUCGUUGAAAAUCGAAGAGAAACUAAUGUUAAAAUUAUACGCCAUGUUCGGUGGAAAUCCGUCGAACGUCGAAACGGAAGAUGCCGAAGAAAGCGAUUUCGAAACUCAAAGAAUGGUCAUGGAAGCCACUUCCGUUCACGCGACUCGAUAUUAUUUUGGAGUUUUGAAAUUAGAGCCGAGUACGAUCAGGCUCAGCGUUUUCACAUCCGCUAAACUUCCUCCCGUUCUUCAAUCUCUCAAACGUAAACUUCAUUUAACUCUGAUUAAAUUCGAAGAUGCGACCGUCGAACUCGAACCUUUCAUAAAAAAACAUCCUUUCGAAACGGCUCAAUUCCUUUUCAAUUCGAUAUUAAAACAUUUCAUACAAGAGCUCAAAUGGCAAGCCGCUUUCAUACUCGGUUCCGUUGAUUUUCUCGGGAGUCCUUUGGGUCUCAUGAAUGACGUCACGGAAGGAUUUUCCGGUUUGUUAAACGAGGGUAACGUCGGCGCACUGUUCAAAAACGUCGCUCACGGAUUGUCCAAUUCGACGGCAAAAGUAACGGAGUCGCUGUCGGAUGGCCUGGGACGAGUCAUUUUAGACGAUACGCACGAACAAACGAGGCAAAGGAUACGGAAAUUGCAUUCGGGUUCGAGCAGCGAACACAUCGUCGCGGGUUUGAAAGGUUUGGGUUUUGGAAUUUACGGCGGAAUGACGAGCGUUUUCACGCAGACGUACGAGGGCGCGGCUUCGGAGGGGAUACAGGGUUUGAUUGCGGGAUUCGGUAAGGGAUUGGUGGGAACGGUCACGAAACCCGUCGUCGGAAUAUUGGAUCUCGCGACGGAAACUGCGAGCGCGGUGAGAGAUUACAGUCGGAGUUCGUUGAAAUCGGCUCCACCCAGAUUUAGACUACCCAGAUGCGUUGUCGGUCCCGGAGGACUCCUCCCACAUUUUUCAGCCAAACAAAGUCAGGGACAAGAAUUCCUGUACAAAAUUAACGAAAGAAAUUAUUCCGAAUUGUUGUUGUCUUAUGAAAUACUUCGAAGCGCGAGCGAAGACCUGAGAAUUUUAAUAUCGAGCGAUUGCAUAAGAAUUUUCACCAUAACGGGUUUGGCUGUCGUACUCGAGGUAUCACUCAAUAAUUUUUAUCACAGUCAACCUCUGAGCCUGGGCGAGAAACACACCAACAACAUUCUUCAUUACAUUGAGCUCACGAUAAGAGCGGAUGUCGUGAGCGGACAGGAAACAAUAAAAAAACCUCUAGUCAGAUGCGAUACUCAAGAGAUAGCCAUUUCCGUAUCCGAAAAAAUUAAUUAUUCCAAAGCACUUUUCGAAGAAAGGAGUCAAACGGUCAUUUCAUCUCAAGACAUACCGUACGAUUGA
Messenger RNA from Pediculus humanus corporis (human body louse), 12453 nucleotides. RefSeq lists its product as uncharacterized. Gene Ontology annotation, biological process: mitochondrion organization; protein targeting to vacuole; protein retention in Golgi apparatus. The transcript is spliced from 63 exons. Bases 1 to 12453 code for a protein of 4150 amino acids. Gene Ontology annotation, molecular function: protein binding. Lineage: Eukaryota; Metazoa; Arthropoda; Insecta; Psocodea; Pediculidae. Gene Ontology annotation, cellular component: extrinsic component of membrane. The record is from RefSeq and is a predicted model, not a curated record.